AUACUACCACGUCAAUUAUGGAUAGAAAAAAUGUUAUAUUUACAAGAGAUGACGUUAAGGUUUUGGAUAGAGAUGUGUUGACGUCCUCCUUUUCAUCAUUUCCCUUUGAUAUUUCUUGGAUCUCUUUAUUCUUGUUUUUUGCCCAUCGUUUCUUGACAUUUCCACCCUUCUUCUUAGAAUGAGCAAAUAGUGCUUGAUUUGAGUCCAUAUCUUCACUUCUUUCAUUAAAUUUCAAUUCUCUUGUCUACAGUGUGCUUAGCAAUUCUAAUGAUGUCACUUAUGUCAUAUCUUUUGUCUCUUCGAUUGUGCAUACUAUGUAAUCGAAUCUUGUAGGUAAAGUUCUUAAAAUCUUUUCACAAAAUUGUUGAUCAAAAAUUGACUCACCAUUUUGUGCCAUAGAGUUGGUGAUUACUCUAACUCCGUUGAAGAAUUCUUCAACCUUUUAUUGUUCUUUCAUCUCAAAUGCUCGUAUUGUCUUCUAAGUGCUUGAAGCUUCACCUUUUUUACCUUCGUGCCUCCAGUGUGACACCUCUCCAAUGUAUCACAAGUUUCUUUUGAUGAUGUGCAUGUUGAGAUCUUAUCAAAAUUUAUGUCACUGACACUUUGAUGAAUGAGAUAAAUUGCCUUGCAAUCCUUCUUCUUGUUUGCUCUAUAUGCGGUUCUUUGUGCUUUUGAAAAUCAAAUCUAGUGGUAAGUUUAAGAUUAUUAUCAUGUAAUAAUAAUGUCGAAUAAAAGUAGUAUAUCUAUUUAAAUUAUUUUUUUACGUUAGAAUUUCUAUCUAUAUUUGUCAACCAAUUACCUAGAACAUCGAUAACCUUGGCCGGCAGCAUGUUGUGCUCAAGGUCAUGUGUUUUAUGUUUAGCUUGAAAGACAUGUCUUUUUUUUUUUCCUUCUUCUGAUCCAUCCUCCUUUGAUGAUAUUUUCCAAAGAAUAAAUUAAUGGAAAAAGCUUAAUAUCACGAACAACACCUCUCAUGAAAAUAAAGAAUAGUGCAAUUUUUAUCAACUACCCAUCCAUGCAAUCCACAUUCUUAUUAUCCUCCGGCCACAAAUUUCCAAUCCUAGACUAGAUCCGUCAACUUAAUCUGAACCGUUUGAUCUAUAAUUAAUGAUCGAAAAACUGUGUUGUUUUCUACAGCAGGGAAGCUCAAUCCAACCGGGUAUCCCCACUUUAGCGUAUAUCAGCUUAAUAGCAACGCUACCCCACACAAUCACACAGUACUAAACUAACCAAUCAAACCAAUUAUUCUUCUAAAUCACAACAACCAAUAAUCGCUACUAUAUAAACUUUGCGUGCCUCACUUUGUUCUCAUCCGAUUUCAUUUCUCAAACUUUCUGACUCUAACACCACCAUGGAUCCCAAUCCGGGGACUCACCCCAUUCUCUCCUACGUCAUGUCUCGUCUCCAAUCUCUCAGCCCCAAAGCUCGUUCCCAAUCUAAACGCGAAUUCGACGUCGAAAAACCACACUCCCCAUCAUCAUUAUCUUCCCCAUCUGCAAUCGUAGGCCAAAUGCCAAAUCUAAUUGAUCCCAAAAUAAUCUCCGCCAUGACCCGUGCCAUUUCCGAUGUCUCGCAAGCCCGAUCAGUCCUAAAACAAAUCGGCGAUCGACCUACUCACGAAGAAAUCGACAUUGCCAAAGCCAAAUUGAUCGAUCUCGAUGUUCAAUUGUCUCGUCAAAUGGAAGAGAUCGCGACGCUCCAACGACCUCCGGAGAUCGACGAACAACAAUGGCAGAUUCAUAUUACUGAAAGAGAGACGAAAUGUAGAGAAUCUAUUGAUAAUGAGAGACGUAUUUAUAAGUCGCUGUUGCAAAAAGAUGAAAUGUUUGAUGCUUAUGAGAAGCUUUUGAAGAAUGCUGAGUCAAGGCUUGUGAAGAUUUAUGAAGAUGAUGGUGAUGUUGGUGAGAGUAGUAAUGGUGGUGAUGUGGCUGAGGAUGGUGAAUGUCAUGAAAGUAUUGCGAGGAUAUUGCUGGAGGCGCGUGAAAAAGAUAUUGAUCGCGUGGAACUUGUUGGGAAACGGUUGAGAAAGUUGCCGGAGGAAUUUUGCAACAUUGAUUCAUUGCUUGUGCUCAACCUCAACACUAAUCAGCUUUCGGUGAUUCCUGACACAAUAGCUGCGUUGCAAAAUCUCGAGGAGCUUAAUAUCUCUUCAAAUCUUUUGGAGUCACUUUCAGAUUCAAUUGGCUUGUUACAAAAGUUGAAAAUCCUCAAUGUCUCUGGAAAUAAGUUGAGUUCCCUUCCUGAUUCCAUCAGUCAGUGCAGAUCAUUGGUUGAGCUGGAUGCAAGCUUUAACAGUCUGACAUAUUUGCCAACAAACAUUGGAUACGAAUUACAGAAUUUACAGAAGCUUUUGGUUGGUUUAAACAAGAUACGAUCCCUUCCCUCAUCCGUUUGUGAGAUGAAGUCAUUGCGCUAUCUAGAUGCUCGUUUUAAUGAACUACACGGGCUUCCUAUUGCAAUUGGGAAAUUGACUAGUCUUGAAGUUCUCAACCUCAGUAAUAACUUCAGUGACCUUCAAGAACUACCAGAGACAUUUGGUGAUCUGAGUAGCCUCAGAGAAUUGGACCUUAGUAACAAUCAAAUUCAAGCACUUCCUGAUACAUUUGGUCGCCUUGAUAGUUUAACCAAGCUAAACUUGGACCAGAACCCUAUUGAAUUGCCACCUAUGGAGGUUGUAAAUGAAGGUAUCCUAGCCAUCAAGUCUUACAUGUCUGAGAGGUGGUUAGAUAUAUUGGCAGAGGAAGAGAAGAAAAACACACAUGAAUUGCAAGAAGGACAGAGUGGAUGGGUAACGCGAAGUACCUCCUGGUUGAAGAACGUUUCUGAAAAUGUAACUGAGUAUAUCGGAAAUACCAUGUCCCCCAAAAGUGCCAGAUCUCCCAAAUCUCCCAUAACUCCUAGAACUCCCAAAAGUAAUUAUCUUGAUCAGCCACUCUGAAUUAUGAAGUGACGGUCCAACAAGGCAUUGGGGACUUGCUACUGGAAGCUGCCCAACAUAUGUUACCUAAGGGGUGCGGAUGGUAACAUCAUUUCCUUUUAAAUAUCCAGCAUAAUAAGUUAAUAACAGUUUUGUUUACAUGCAAUAGACAAAUGAGAAAACAAAAUACCUUUUUAUUUUGAAGUUUUUUCCUCCAAUGGUCAAACCUUUGUGUUAUUUAUAGUUUCACAUUUUUUCCUCCAAAAUUAAUAAGCUUUGUGGUUUACUUUCUA
Trifolium pratense (red clover) is the source of this 3210-nucleotide messenger RNA. RefSeq names its product plant intracellular Ras-group-related LRR protein 1-like. Bases 1352 to 2938 code for a protein of 528 amino acids. Gene Ontology annotation, molecular function: protein binding. The transcript has 3 exons. The record is from RefSeq and is a predicted model, not a curated record. NCBI's taxonomy places the organism in Eukaryota, Viridiplantae, Streptophyta, Magnoliopsida, Fabales, Fabaceae.